Molecule: messenger RNA, 5206 nt
Organism: Culex pipiens pallens (northern house mosquito)
Lineage: Eukaryota; Metazoa; Arthropoda; Insecta; Diptera; Culicidae
Product: ral GTPase-activating protein subunit beta
Exons: 12
Coding region: 144-5075 (1643 amino acids)
Biological process (GO): regulation of small GTPase mediated signal transduction; activation of GTPase activity
Molecular function (GO): GTPase activator activity
Source: RefSeq, a predicted model, not a curated record
CACAAAACAUCAGCAGAGAAGAACGUCAACACUGCGAAAACGGUGAAAAAGUGAAAUUUUUGUGCUCGACCAGGAAAACCCCGAACUUUUCCCGUUAGUUUCCAGUGAAAUGUUUGGACAAUUGUAGGCGCCGGAACAACACCAUGUACUCGGAGUGGGCCUCGCUGGUGCCGACCAUCACGGACAACAUCCAGUCGGUGCAGUCGCAGAGCGUGCUGGGAAAGUUCGGAAUCGCGGGUGGGCGUGAUGUGGCAGCCGUGGUGGUGAAGCAGUUGGCUGGCAAUCUGGGCAUUACGAACGCGGCGGAACCGAGCUCGCUGAGCAGUGACCAGGAGGUGCAAUGGUGCAUGGACGUGAUCUGUCACGGGUUGAGUCUUCCGCUGGCGGAGCACGACAUCAUCAAGGAUUGUGUGAACAUUUACUGCGAGUGGAUUACGGCGCUGAAUCCGGGCGUGCCGAAGAUUAGCAUUCCGAAACCGAUUUGCGAGUCGCCGAAUGAGUUUGGGAGGAAAAUUAUAAAACAUUUGUACAAUUUGUUUGUUCCGCGGCCCGGCGAAGACUGGCCUUUUAUUUAUCAAGAGGAUUUAGGUUCCGACACAAUCAACCGACAGGCGGUCUUCUGCCACCGAGUUCUGCGAACCCUUCAGGACACGGCCCAAAAUUCGCGAAUUUUGACGGUAGAAACGUGGGAAUCGUUGCUGCUCUUCCUGCUGGCCAUCAACGAGAUUCUACUGGCGCCCCCGAUCGUGAAGGACGACGUCGGAGAUCAGCUGUGCGAGCGAGUGCUGAGCGUCCUGUUCGAGGUGUGGCUGCUGGCCUGCAAUCGGUGCUUCCCUUCGCCGUCGCUAUGGAAGACGUUCCAGGAAUCGUGCGCGGCCUGGCGUCACCGGAUUGCCCUCGUCGAGCAGUGGAACCGGGUUAAUUUGGUGCUGACGGCGAAGCUGCUGGAGUUUACCUAUGGGCCGGCCUUUCCGGAGAUGAAGAUACUGGAAGAGGACAGCAACCUAAUUCCGGCCGGUAUGACCAACGACGGGAUUGCCCAGUCUUGGAUUCGCUUUCUGAAGAUCCUCGGCGCACCGACCGAUUUGUGCUGCCCGCAGGUUAUCAGCCGGACGCCACAGUUCAUCCAGGCCGUCCUGCUCAACUCCGACGGAAUCGAGCCGCAAUACCAUCCGUGUUUGCUGCAAUUGCCGCAGAUCUUCCUGAAAACCAUGAAAGGAAUCGCCGGACUUGUGGAUGCUUUCCUAGGCAUAACUCAGUACAGGCAGGAAGAUCCGGACAGUGUUGGCCAGCUGCAUUACGGGGUCGGCGGUGGCAACACGACGCCAAACAUUAAUUUCAGGCAUUCCGGAGGGGAGAUCAAGCAAAGUCCGUCGAUUCGGGCCACCGGCGGCAUAGGCGGGCUGGGCCUCGGGGCUGCGCUCGGCGUGGCCGGAAGUGGCACCAGCAUCAAUAGUCAAAGCGGCGAUGCACCACCUGUGACGACGGCCACCAACGUGCUUAGCAACUUUAUCAACAGCGUUUCGCACGAUGGUCAGUUUGGAUCGUCGGGUGGCGGUGGAGACGGCGGAGUUCCGAACUCGCCAACGCCACCCCUUCAGCGGCGGCUGGCCAAAAGCUUUAGCGUGGCGCCGUCCAUUUCCGCCCACGCGGUCAUUUCCAUGUCACACCAGGCAAAGGGUCUCACAAAGAGUUCGUUCAGCGGAUUGACCAGCAGUCGCAACGCGAACCAAUCGAACCCGGUCCCACAGUCGGCAUCGCUUCCCUCAUCCGGAUUUUCAUCAAUGCUGUCCUUGUGCCAGGAGAACCGCGUUCCGCUGGCCACCAAUCGUCCCCGGUGCAACAGUAUCCUGCACCUGUUUGGGGAGUGGCUCUUUGAUGCGGCCCACAUCGGUGGAGAAACCUGGAUUCAGAAUAUGAAGAAACGUGCCGCCGAGGCGAAGCGCCGCCCCUCGUCGAUGAUCAUGGACAACCGCAAGGGCAGUCUGUCCCAGCCCCCGUCGCUCUCGGAAAUGAGCGACGUCCCGCCGGGACUCACCAUCGACAAGUACGAAUCGGGCAAGGCCGAGGCGGUCGGAGCGCUGUGCCGAAUUUUCUGCGCCAAAAAGACCGGCGAGGAGAUCCUGCCGGUGUAUCUGGCCCGGUUCUACAUGGCCCUCCAGCAGGGACUGAAGCUGAACGACUCGAAGGAGUGCGAGGAGACGCUGGCGAGCAUUCUGUACAAUUCGUCCGAUCUGUUCCGGAUUGAUUUGGAGGGAAUUCAGGUGCUGCUGCCGUCGUUUAUUGCCGCACUGGAGCUGAUAUUGCCCGAGAAGGAACUCCGCAUGCGAUCGCAAAACGUGAUCGUCAACAAGGUCGAGCUGCGUCGGGCCGCGAUCAACGUUCUGCUGUCGAUCCUGUCGCUUCCGUUGCACUUCCAGACGCUGCCGAUUCGGGACAUUACCGCAGGGCCUGCUGAUAAAAUGAUCACAUUCAUUCAGCUGAAACCGCGCUUGAUCAACAUCCUGAUGAACGCACUUCAGGUUGAAAGUGAUGCCCAAAAUACGCACAUGCUUCUCGGAGGACUUCAUUUGUGCGUCCAAGAUUCGGGCAUUUUUGAGGAAACGGAACUUGGUCCCGACGGUCUGCAUACUUCCCAGCAAUCCAACGAUGCCAAUCUUCUCAGUUCAGCCUGCUCGGAGAAGAGUACGUACUCGAUCAAUAGCGCCAACUCGAGCAUCGGGAACAAUAGCACCGCCACGCUUAGCAAUGAGCCCUCUAGUUUGCCGGCUUUCGAUGAUUUCCCGUCCGAAUUUAUUCCUGAGUUAGAGUUCAGUUCGUCUGCAGUUUAUGACAGUGGCCACGCUUUGUUUGUCCGCGCCACCUACCUGGUUUGCCACCGGCUGAUCUCCUCCUGGAAGACCGACCUGAACGUGUCGCUUGCGGCUCUGGAGCUGCUCUCGGGGCUGGCCGCGAUGCACAUCAAGGACUCGGACGCGCUCGAGUGCAAGCGGGCGGUCAAGUGGAUCUGCGACUACAUCUGCUACCAGUGUUCGCGCCCUCCGCCGGCGCACAGCAAGGACCUGCACAGCACGAUCGUGGCCGCGUUUCAGUGUACUUCCGCGUGGCUGCUGCACCAUCCGUAUCUGCUGCAGGACAAGGAGUGCUUGACGACGGUGCUGGAGGUGGUUGAGCUGGGGAUUUCCGGGUCGAAGAGUGUGGGGAAGCCGGGUGAGCCGGUGAAGCACAAGGACGAGAAGGAGUUGAAGCCGGCCUCGAUGAGGGUGCGGGACGCGGCGGAGAAUUUGUUGACGUUGAUUCUGGAGCAGAUUGAUUACUUCCCGGACGAGUGUGGCAAGCAGUCGCUGUCUUCGCUGCUGGACGAGGUCGUGCUGGCAAAACAUUCCAACACAAAUGAUGAGGACACUUCGGAGAUCAAUCAGGAGCAGGCGAUUAGGAAGUUCAAGUACUUUGUUACGGAGAACUCUACAAUUUUGGCACUGUUUGAGGAACCACUUGGGAACGACCAGGAUCCCCAACCAACUGUUACAAUUCUAAUCCGAGGACCGUUUGGACGACACGCUUGGACCAUGCAGCUGCGUCACCUCUCCCGUAGUAAAUCCGGUACAAAAUAUCACGCCCCAAAUCCUGGUCGACCAGUCCCCAUGAACGACAUCAUGAUUCGGCAGGAAGUGGAAUACAAAUUCUUCCCCGAUUCGGUGGACCGCAUUCCGCCGUGCGUGGUCGACUACUCGAUCCCAACGUUGGACACAACCGAGCAAAAGAUUGGCAAUCAGUCCACGAAGCAUCUGGCGCGUCUGCUCGAGGAUCAGCUGGUGUACGAGAAGCUGUCCUGGGCACAAACGGAGUGUUCCGUUGACGGGUUGGGCCACGCCCAGGAAGCGACUCCGCCAAACGUUUGCCACGAGUUUCAAGCGGCACGACUGUUUCUCGCCCACUUUGGGUUCCUCUCGAUUGGUCAAAAUAACAACGGCCAGAAGUUGUUGACCGCGCUGGACACGACCAAGCCCGAGUUUUGUCUAGAUUUGAAAAUUCUGGAUAAAAUGAGUCCACGAACUUGCGACACGAUCCACGUGUUUUACGUGAAGGCUGGUCAAACGUCCGAGCAGGACAUUAUCGGCAACAUGGACUCGGAGAAUCUGGCCAGCAUUGAUGUGCACUUUUGGAACGUCCUCUACACUUUGGGUUGGCCGGUGAACGUCGAAGAACACGCCGGUUGGACAGGGUUCGUCAACACCAGUUGGAAAAUCCCGAAAGAAAGCAAAACCCGUCGCAAAUCCCAAUCGUUCAACUCUUCCAACAUCGAAGAUCUUCAGCUGAACGGCGAUAAGAAGGUCCUGUACUGGGCGGAUGUCGCUUCCGAGAUCGCAAUCGUGGUCCCCAACCGAAGCAACAAGAGCGAAAUCACGCUGGAAGACACGCCAGACCCAAACCCAAUCAACACGACGUACGAACGCAGCGUCAGCGAAAUUCAACCUUCCAAGGCGGCCUCCAGCAAGUCACGCCAAUUUUCCCUAGAAAACGAACCAGCCCGGCUCGGUUCCAUGAGCAGCCGCUCGGCCGAUCCGAUUCCUCCGGUACGACGCCGCACGGGAGCCACCAAACCAACAACCCUCUACACGGCUCCAACCGCCAAGAUCCUGCUUGUUUGGCUUGAGAGCUUCGAGGACCAUCUCACAUUCCCGGUCGACGACCUGCUGCACUACACCCGGGCAGGCUAUUCCGUGUCCCAGGGUGCGCCCGUCACUCCGCUCAACUCGAACGAGUGCCACGUCAUAUUUUUGCAUGCUUUGAACUGUGGCCUGUUGCGCGUCAAACUGCACGGUCCAACCGGGGGUCGUAUGAUGCAUGAUGCGCUUCCGUUGAUCGACGGGAUGGUCGUCAGCAAGAGGGUCAUCGGGUCGUUGAUUCGACAAACGGCGUAUAAUAUGGCUAAGCGAAGGCGGUUGGAUAAUGAUUCUUAUCAACCGCCCCACGUGCGUCGCCGGAUCAAGGUGCAGGAGAUGAUGCAAAAGUACAAGAAAGAUAUGACCGAACCGGAACUGCUGGCGGAUCUCUUCAAAGCGUCGAUCUAAGCUUUUACUUAAUUGUUCUGAGAAAUCAAAGUAUUAUUAUUUGUGUUUCCCCUACUUUCCGUUUCCCCUCCUUGUUCUUAUUGGUAGUAUGUUUGUAACUGUAAAGUCUCUUUAUGUAUGUUUUGUUCGCU